Messenger RNA from Naegleria gruberi, 3243 nucleotides. RefSeq lists its product as uncharacterized. Gene Ontology annotation, cellular component: replication fork protection complex. The transcript has 2 exons. Lineage: Eukaryota; Heterolobosea; Eutetramitea; Acrasida; Naegleriidae. Gene Ontology annotation, molecular function: DNA binding. The coding region runs from base 1 to 3243 and encodes 1080 amino acids. The record is from RefSeq and is a predicted model, not a curated record. Gene Ontology annotation, biological process: DNA replication checkpoint signaling; DNA repair; replication fork arrest.
AUGGACUUUGACGACGAAUUAGAGUAUCAAUUUGCUGAUACUACUACUGAAGCGAACGAUGACGAAGAAGAAGAGAAGGAUUUUGAAAAUCUUCAGGAUGACUUUAGAGAAGGAGCUAGUGAAGAGCAAAUUAGUGAAGAGGAAUUACACUUUCAACAAAAUAUCAAACCACACAUUUUAGAUACAAUACGGUUAUUGACCAGUUUUAUUAUUUUCAAAGAUGAUGAGGAAUUAUCUUUCGAAGAGAAUACUGAAGUCUAUGCUGCUAAAAGGAAGGCUUGUAUCGAAUCGUUGCAAGACUUACAAGAAAUUACAAAGGAGGAUUUGACUAAAAGAGAGAGAAGAGUUUGGACACUUUUAAUAGAGACAAAUAUUCACAAGAAUGAACUCUUUUCACUGCUGUCACACCACAGAAAUGACUAUGACAUUGUGAGAGAGGUAAUUGAUUUGUUAGUAAUUUUGAGUGAGUCUCCAGAUCAAAACAAUCCGAGAUUUAGAAAGUUCUCUGCUAGAGGAGGUGCUUCCGAAAGAAAGAGAGCUAUUUUCUACUUUGGAAAACAAAUGAAAAUAUUGCAAAGAUUCAAACAAGCUUUACUGUCGACUAAAUACCUUCCAAUCAUUAGUUGGACAUUAAUGAAUAAGGAAAAUGAAUCUGCACUCAAAUCAAAAAUGAUAAUAGAUGAGGAAAAUAAGAGGAGAGUACUUACAGAAGCUGACCUCUACUUUAUUGCUAUUUUCAAAUUGUUAAAUAACUUAUUAUCUAUACCAGAUGCCAAACAUGGCAAAGUUUUACAAACUGAAGAACUCCAAACAAGAAUGCAAGAUGUUUUGGUCAAACAAUUGCAAAAUGACUGUCAAUUUUUAGAUUACGCUCUCGUUAAAAUGACCAAAUUUAUUGAGAACUAUAACGAAGUAUCGUCGCAAUCUGAAAUGAAGAGACUCUCAGAAUCUUAUUUACUUUUUACAAAGUUUGCUACCAUGCUUUUUUGGAAUGAAUCUGUGAAGGAUUUAUUUGAAGCAUCAAAUCCAAUAAUUCCAAACAGUAAUGAUAUAGUCAUGUCACAGAAUGAGGAAAAUAUGGAAAUGGAUAACAGUGAGCUGAAAAGAUUGCUAAGAAAGGAGAAAAUGUACAAGGAUCAAGUUAAGUCUUUGAUUCUCACAGGCAGACACUCUCGCUUCCAAGGCAGUCUUUUAGAAAGAGAAUCAAAUGUCAGUAAGGUUAUUAGUAAGAACAAGGAUGCUCAAAAGCUCAGUGCACUAUUAGAAGAAAAUGAAGAAUAUGAUGCAGAAAAAGAAAAUAAGAAGAAUGAUGUAAAGAUACAAAAAACCUUUGUUGUGCAAAAUGUAACUCACAUGAAUACGGCACACAUGUAUGCAGCUAGUGACAAUCCAUUCCUUGUUGGAGGCGGACAACAAAAAGCCUCGAGUACUGGUGCUAGAUUUGGUACCAAGAGAUUUAAUGUCAUGUCAGACAAGAUGGAAUUGAGAUUUUCUCCAUCCUCUCUCGAAACUAGAAAGAUCAUUAAGAACUUUGCAGAUGAUUUGUAUAGAGGCUGUUUCAAUACAUUGAUUCAACUUACUUUGCAAACUAUCAUCAAACAACAGGAGGAUUCCAUUGCCAUCAACAAUGAACUGGAUCAAAAAUCUACUAAGGAAGCACUUGAUCAUGAAAGCGAAAGAAACUUUUUAUUCUUAGGUCAAUUCAUGCUAGGUUAUAACAGAUACAAGUACCUGCAAAAGAAGAAGAGAGAAGAGCAAAGAUCAAGUGGAGAAACUGUUGGUUUCGAUAUUGCUCUUAUUUCUACCUUGUUGAAAGAAGGUGUUGUUUCUAUGAUAUUCAAGAAGUUGUUGAGUGAUUACUUUUACACACAAAAUACUUUUAAUCUUACAUUUGUAAUUGGUUUCUUGAGGGAAUUGUUUACAACUUUUAGAUGGAUGGGUGAUAAGAACUACAGUGGAUCUGAUGCAUCAACAUGGGGUAGAAUUGUUUCUAUUCACUUGCAUCACAUUCUCUAUGACCCAACAAAUAUGGAGAGUCUUGUAAGAUUAGUGAGAGAGUACAAACCAUAUCAAAAUUCUAUCAAGUACCUUUCUCAUUUAGUUUUGUUGGUUGACUUGUUUAUUACAGUCAUUAAUGAAAAUAUAAGCAUUGAAGCAUUCUUUAUGAAGUCUAAGAAAGGAGAAUCCUCAACCACAGAAGAUGAAGAAGAAGAGGAAGAGAACGAUUCUGCCAAGCAAAAGAGAUUCGAAUUGGAUGGUUUUAGAAGAAGAUUUGCCAAUCCUUCUGUUCUCAAACAGUACAUGUAUCUUUUCAGGUUUUAUGAUGUCAAUCCUCCAGAAGUCAACCAAUCCAUUAUCCAAAUAUUCAAGUACAUUAUUGAAGAAUUGGAUAUGGAAUUCAUGAUGUUCAGAGCAUCAUUCUUGAAGCUUUGUUUCAAUAUUCUUUCCAACAAGACGUUUAUCCAUGAUUCAUUGGGCUCAUUUGAAAGAAAGGUCAAUGAAGAGGUGAUUGACUUUGUUCUAUCAAUAGUAAAGAACUUCUUCAAGAGAGUCGAUGAAGAUCCAUUCACUGUAUGUGAAACUUUGCACUGGAGUACAAUGGGCGAAGUCAGCUUGCUCAACCACGCUGAUUUUGGUAGAUCAGCAACUGAAGGAAGAGCAUCAAGACCUGCAGAAGCUGAUGAUCUUGAUGAUUUCAUCCAAGGUGAGGAAGAAGAGGAAGAUGCCUUAGAAGCAAUUAGAAGAGAUGAGGCCAGAGGAGUUGAUGAAGAAGAAGAGCUUCCACAAGAAGAAAAGAAGAAGAAGGACAAGAAGAAGAAUAAGAAAAAGAAAGACAAGAAGAAAGAUGAAACAGAAGAAAACCAAGCUGAAGAAGGAACAGAAGAAAACCAAGAAGUUAAAAAGAAGAAGAAAGAUAAGAAGAAGGAUAAGAAGAAAAAGGAUAAAAAGAAAUCCAAAAAGAGAAAGGAAAGAGACGAAGAAGAAACUGAGGAAACUGAAGAUACUGAGAGAAGUGAAAAGAAGAAGAAAAAGAAGAAAAAGAAGGAAAAACAACAACAGGAAGAAUCUCUUCAAGAGGAAGAGGAACCACAAGUUGAAGAAGAAAUGGCUGAUGAAGAGGAUCGUCUCUUACUUUCCAGUGAUGAUAGUGAUGAUGAAAAGAGUAGAGGAAGACUGAAGAAAGUUACACAAAAAAGAGUCUUACCAAAUUCAUUCUUAAAUCUCGAUUUUGAGGAUGAAUAA